CAAUGUCGAUUGCGAGCAAUUAAUCGGAAUAAAACGGUCUUUAACUUAAAUAUGACAGCAUUUCAACCAGUUACAAAUUGUUGGAUUGAAUUUCAAAUGUUCAAAAGAGAAAAUGGUUACAAGCCAUGGCUAAUGAAGUCAUCUUGGGAUGCAUGUCGAUUUUUGAAGAAAGCAUAUAAUCCGUUUGCAAUUAUUAUUUAUCGCCAGUUCAAGGAUUUCUCAAACUUGAAUCAUUCGUGCCCCUAUGUGGGUGAUGUAAUACUUGAAGGCUUUUACCUUCAGCCUGAAUUAUUGGGGCUCGUUUUACCAACUGGGGAUUAUCUAGCUACAACAACUUGGUUUAUUGAUAAAAAGAAACUGCUUAUGAUUAACGGAUAUUUUAAAUUUACAGAAGAUUUGUUAUAACUU
Messenger RNA from Drosophila sulfurigaster albostrigata, 408 nucleotides. RefSeq lists its product as uncharacterized. NCBI's taxonomy places the organism in Eukaryota, Metazoa, Arthropoda, Insecta, Diptera, Drosophilidae. The record is from RefSeq and is a predicted model, not a curated record. The transcript is spliced from 2 exons. The coding region runs from base 52 to 405 and encodes 117 amino acids.